AUGAAAAAUGCUGACAAGAAUGAAAGAAAGCCUCGUCAAUUGACUACAUGCGUUGAGAGAAGAAAACAUUUAUGCGAACUCAAUGUUCAUAUUCGUUUUGCUUCGCAACCAACACAUAGCACUAGAAUUUUAAACGAUAAACUUGAAAGAAUCAUUGAAAAUCAAAUUAUGAACAGCAAUAAAAAGAUUGAAAAGUAA
This is a messenger RNA of Clunio marinus, 198 nucleotides long. The record is from the annotation of a GenBank genome assembly. NCBI's taxonomy places the organism in Eukaryota, Metazoa, Arthropoda, Insecta, Diptera, Chironomidae.